This is a messenger RNA of Teleopsis dalmanni, 911 nucleotides long. Its product is annotated as serine-rich adhesin for platelets-like. The annotation marks the transcript as partial. NCBI's taxonomy places the organism in Eukaryota, Metazoa, Arthropoda, Insecta, Diptera, Diopsidae. The record is from RefSeq and is a predicted model, not a curated record. The transcript has a single exon.
ACAGUCGCUCAACAAGCACAUCAGUCUCAUUGCGUGAUUCAACAUCAAAGAGUGAAUCGACUUCAACAGUUGCUAGCGAUUUAGCAUCAAAUUCAGCAAGUUUGAGCACCAAAAAUUCAACUAGUACGACAAUCACUAGUGAAAAUGUAUCAACUUCUGAAUACAGUGAAUUAAAUUCUACGAAAUCAAGUGAAAGCUUGUCCACAUCAAGUUCACAGGCAAACGAAAGUCAGUCUCUUUCAACGAUAGCUAGUGAUGAAAUAUCAGCAAGUGACAGUUUGAGUACAGCAGAAUCAACAAGCGCAGUAAUAGUGAGUGAGCAUAAUGCCACUAGUGUUAAGUUAUCAGAUGCCACGUCAUUAAGCGACAGUACGGCAAUUGUCAACCAAAGUGACUCAACAAGCGUUCGCGUCAUGCCGUCUGAAGAGACAUCAAUGAGUGAGUCAAAAUCGCAAUCAGUAAGCGAAUUUACGAGUGAGUUUGAUUCGACGUUGACUAGUCUACAUCAGUCAGAAGUAUCAAGUGAACGUCAGUCAAAAUCACAAGUAGAUGACGCAACUGACAAUAUUGUCGUUAAAAGUCAAGCAACCGAUCGUGUCCAAACACUUGAAUCGACAACUGGUUCGAAUAUGACAGCAAAGUUGACUACUACGGCGCCAACAAUUAGUGCCGAAAAAGUAACUAGCACGAAUAGCUUGAGUGUACCCAGUCAGGCAACAGUUCUGAAAGGUCUGUUACCAGAAAAUCCGAAAAUUAUUACGGCACGUCGUAUUUUGAUUGGACAAUAUGAAACGGGUGACAAAUUCAACAUUAGGUUAAUCUUAGAGAUUUUAACGCCACUGAUCUUAAUUUCGGGCUUCUUAUUGGCAGCAAAACGUCGUAAAAAAGAAGAAGAUGCAGAAACAAAGUAA